ACAACCGCCAGGCCACUAGAUGACAGAUGACAAGCAGUGAAAAAAAAUAUUCGCAUAUGCAUACGUCAUGAAAAGUUUGUAAAGGAAAAAAGUGAAAAUUUUAAAGAAAAUAUGUUGGAUAUUUGCACAAAAACUAUACAAAAACAAACUGGCCAUACUGAACUACAAGAAAAAUGAAAAUUCAUCCAUUCGAAGGCAAUUAAAAAAGGUUAGAGAACUUUGCGUAUGAAGUGUGACUGACUGGCAGAGUUGAACAGUGAAAGAACGAACGAAAGUGUAGUCAUAGUGCAAGAAUAACAAAAAAAGAAUUUAUCAAACGAAAGAAAUUGUUGAGCAUAACACAAAAGAAAAGAAGAAAAAUAAUUGUUAAUUUACUUAUUUAAUUGCUUUGCAAGAAGCGUUGUUUUUGUCGUAAAACAAGUGGCCAGCUGUUAAAUCCAGAAAACAAGUAAUCAAUAUUCAUAGCUGCAGUAAGAUUGCACAAAAGGCAGUAAAUUUGUGGUAUCCUCCCCCCACCUCUCACAAGGCAAGGCGAGUUGAUACAUUUGAAAUUUGUCAUAAGCAAAUUUUGUUAACAAAAUAUUUGGCCGACGAGCAAAGCACAUGAUGUGGUCGUUCUUCUCGCGCGACUCUUCCAAAGAUUUCCCCUAUGACAUCGGUGAGCCAGUGGCAGGUUUUGAAAAUCACUCCAUAUGGACUUUGCACAAAGCCAAACGAAAGGGCACCCAAGAGGAAGUGUCGGUAUUUGUGUUCGAUUUACGUAGUGGCUCGGAUGCCAAAUGUGAGCUGGCCAAGGCGGCGUUGAAGAGACUCAAAACAUUGAGACAUCCGAGUAUAUUGCAAUUUUUGGACUCGCUGGAGACAGAUAAAUUACUGUAUGUAGCAACAGAAUAUGUUGAGCCAUUGGGUUUGCAUAUAGCCAAACUGUCGGCAGAUGGCCCACAAAAGGAUUUAUAUUUAGCUUGGGGUAUAUUCCAAAUAACGCGCGCAUUAUCCUUUCUCAACAACGAUGGAAGUUUGAGACACAACAAUGUGUCAGUGUGGUCAGUGUUUGUGAAUUCAUCGGGUGAAUGGAAAUUGGGAAGCUUGGAAUAUGUCUCGCCGGCAGAUGGCAAUCCGAUGCCACCCAUUAAAGUACCACCUUCACUGGAAGUCUAUGAUCCACCGGAAAAGAAUGAUCAAACAAAACUAAAAGCGGCAACAAAGUGUUCCGCUGACAUGUGGGGUUUGGGCUGUCUCGUUUGGGAAUCAUUUAACGGACCACUCCGUUCCCGUUCCAAUCUCAAAGACAUUGACUGCAUUCCGAAAUCAUUACAAUCGCUGUACUGUGAAUUGGUUGGUGCAUCUCCCUCGAAUCGUCCCAAUCCGGCUGAUAUUAUAACGCGUUGUCGUAAACCUGGUGGAUUCUUUAAAAACGAUUUAGUCGACACACUAUUGUUCCUCGAAGAAAUACAAAUCAAAGAUAAAGCGGAAAAGAAUCGUUUCUUUUCGGGCCUAACAUUACAUUUGGACAAUUUUCCUGAUAACGUGUGCAAGCACAAGAUUUUACCACAACUGAUAACGGCAUAUGAAUAUGGUGAUGCUGGCUCAGCUGUAUUGGCGCCCAUGUUCAAGCUUGGAAAACUCCUAGAUGAAGCGGAAUAUCAAAAACGCAUUGUUCCCUGUGUUGUUAAACUUUUUGGUUCUACGGAUCGUGUAACACGUUCACGUUUACUGCAGCAACUCGAGCUGUUUAUUGCGCAUCUGCAGCCCCAAGUGGUAAAUGAUCAAAUAUUCCCCCAAGUAGCUCAUGGAUUUCUUGAUACAAAUGCCACCAUACGGGAACAGACUGUCAAAUCCAUUAUACACUUGGCUCCAAAAUUAAAUUACAAUAAUUUAAAUGUGGAAGUUUUGAGACAUUUUGCACGUCUUCAGGCCCGCGAUGAUCAGGGUGGAAUACGUACAAAUACCACCGUUUGUUUGGGCAAAAUAGCACCUCAUCUACAUCCGCAGGUACGACAGCGUGUUUUAGUAUCAGCUUUUAUACGCGCCAUGCGUGAUCCUUUUCCACCCGCCAGGGUAGCCGGAGUUUUAGCUUUAGCCGCCACCCAACAAUACUUCUUGUUAAACGAAGUUGCAAAUCGUGUCUUACCUGCAUUGUGUUCGCUUACAAUUGAUCCGGAGAAAAGUGUACGCGAUCCAGCCUUUAAAACAAUUCGAGGGUUUUUGGGCAAGUUGGAAAAAGUUUCUGAAGAUCCAAGCCUAAGAGAGACAAUGGAGGCCGAUGUUCACACAGCCACUCCAUCAAUCGGUAACGCUGCCGCCACCUGGGCUGGUUGGGCAGUAACAGCUGUAACAUCUAAGUUCUAUCGUAGUCAAAGUGAUUCCUCAAGACCUCGACCACCGUUGACAGGCCGUAAUUUAUCAAAACCUGCGUCGUUAGAACAACCAUCAAGCAGCAGUUUAUCGACAACCACCUCUUCUGUAACGUCCAUGACUUCAUUGGAACAUGAAAGCAAUGAUACAUCUGCAUCUGCCUCCGAUUAUGGCAACAAUGAUUGGGACAAUGAAAACUGGGGUGAAAUGGACACAUCACAGGAUCCUAGCUCACCAAUGGCUGGUUCGCCUAACAAUGGUCCAUUAUCGGUCAACACAGCGCUAGCGGAUGUCCGAGAUGGUUGGGACAAUGAAGAAUGGGGUAGUUUGGAAGAGGAUCCGGGCGAAGAGGAAGCUCAGGAACAAGAACAACAACAAAUGCAAUUACGACAAUCACCCAUACGGCCUCACCAACAACAAUUGCAACAACAUCAAUUGAACGAAUUAAUUGAGCCAUUGGCCAAACUUAAUUCCCACAAUACAUCACCUUCCAAAUCAACACUCGGCUCAACAUCACUAUCGUCAAGUCUACGACCAAGAGAUCUAUCGGCUAAUUUAUCAUCGGCUAGUAAUACAACAACAUCGCCAACACCAUUCCUCAAUUGCAAUAACAUUAGUCCGCCACAGCAGAAAUCACCGCAUCACAUGAAUAAUUCAACGAAUAGCAAUGCCAAUUGGAACAGUGAUUCCUGGGCAGAUGGUGAAUUCGAACCUAUCGACGAACCUUUGACAGGCAAUCCCAAACUCGAUGAGGCCCGAAGAAAACGUGAGGAAAAGAAACUACAACGUCAACGUGAACUGGAGGCGAGACGUGCUCAACGCAACAGUGGUCCAAUGAAAUUGGGCGCUAAAAAGCUUUAAAAUACCGAGGACGACGACAGCACUGCUCCAUUGCCGAAGCAAAUGCAAAAUACACACUUGACUGGAACUUUGUUUCGAAGGUUACUUUUAUUUAUUUAAUUUCUCACAAGUUACAAUUAAAUAGUAUUCCAGUUUUAUUUGCAUUUUGUUUAAAUUUGUUCUUUCCGUUCUAUAAUUGCGUGUGUGUAAACAAACUAAACUAUUAAUAUUAUAUAUAACAAUUAUAUAAAUAAUUCAAUUUGUUUUCAUUUUUGAUUUUUUUUAGUUUAAGAUUUCAAAAGCAAAAAUUGAAAUAACGAUUUUUAGACUAAUUAUGCAAUAUAUAAUAGAUAAAUAAAAAAAUAAUUAAACAAAUCACAACAACUGCAUGCCCUAUAUAUAAAAGAAAAAGAAAAUUAUACAUAUUAUUAGAAAUUUAAAAAUACUUUAAGCAUUCAAUGCAAUUUAAUUAUUUGAAAAAGUUCAUCAACAAGGCAACCAUUGUAAGAAUUUAUUGCUAAUUUUUUUUUUCGAUUUAUCCCAUACAACAGUAUGUUUUUUUACAAUACCAAACAAAACGAAAAAUUGCCAAAAAAAAAACACAAUAUUUUAAGGCAUGACUCAAAUCUAAAACCAAGAAAUGCUGAAAAUUGUAUUAAAAAUAUUGAAAUUGUAUAAUAGUAUAGAUAUUCCAACUAAGUUUUAAAUUUUUUUUGUGUGAAAAAUUUAGCCUCCCUAAAAUAAAGAAUCUUAUAAAUA
Musca domestica (house fly) is the source of this 3954-nucleotide messenger RNA. RefSeq names its product N-terminal kinase-like protein (gene yata). Bases 604 to 3216 code for a protein of 870 amino acids. The record is from RefSeq and is a predicted model, not a curated record. Lineage: Eukaryota; Metazoa; Arthropoda; Insecta; Diptera; Muscidae. Gene Ontology annotation, biological process: protein phosphorylation. Gene Ontology annotation, molecular function: protein kinase activity; ATP binding. The transcript has 13 exons.